AUGGGGGGAUGGGAAUGGGCCUGGGUUCCCAUCCCCCCCCCGCCUCUCUUUAACCCCCCCCCCCCGUUUGUGCCCCCCAGCGCGGGGGGGCCGCGCUUGAGGCCGGUGCUGCUGCACCGCGCGGUGCUGGGCUCCGUGGAGCGCCUCCUGGCGGUGCUGGCCGAGAGCUGCGGCGGCCGCUGGCCCCUCUGGCUCUCCCCAAUGCAGGUGAUGGUGAUCCCGCAGGCGCCCGACGUCGAGGGGUACGCCCGGGAGGUUCAGGCUGUGCUUCGGGGUGGGGGCCUCCAGGCCGACCUGGAUGCGGACCCAGGGACCACCCUGGCCCGGAAGAUCCGCAGGGCCCAGCUCUCCCAAUACAACUUCCAGCUGGUGGUGGGAGCCCGGGAGCGCGCGAGCGGCACCGUGAGCAUCCGCACGCGGGAGAACCGGAGCGUGGGGCAGCGGGCGCUGGGCCCGGUGCUGCGGCGGCUGCAGGAGCUGCGGGAUGCGCGCGUGCGGGACGCCGAGCGAUGCUUCUGACCCCCCUUA
Messenger RNA from Pezoporus occidentalis (night parrot), 528 nucleotides. Its product is annotated as threonine--tRNA ligase, mitochondrial-like. Lineage: Eukaryota; Metazoa; Chordata; Aves; Psittaciformes; Psittacidae. The record is from RefSeq and is a predicted model, not a curated record. Gene Ontology annotation, cellular component: cytoplasm. The coding region runs from base 1 to 519 and encodes 172 amino acids. Gene Ontology annotation, biological process: threonyl-tRNA aminoacylation. The transcript has 4 exons. Gene Ontology annotation, molecular function: ATP binding; threonine-tRNA ligase activity.